Rotaria sp. Silwood1 is the source of this 585-nucleotide messenger RNA. NCBI's taxonomy places the organism in Eukaryota, Metazoa, Rotifera, Eurotatoria, Philodinida, Philodinidae. The record is from the annotation of a GenBank genome assembly.
AUGCGAUUAAUUAUUGGUAGUUUUAUAUUUUGGUGUUUAAUGUACAUUCAGGUUCUUGUCUUCUAUGAAAUUCAAGAUGAUAUCUGCUCAUAUAGAUAUGAUGUUUAUGGAAUUUUCUUCAGCAUCUAUCUAUCGAUAGAAAGUGGAAUAUUACCACCAUUGAUAAUGCUUAUUUUUGGAUAUCUCACCAUUAAAAAUAUUCGACAAAGCAAACGAAGAAUAAGACCAUUGGCAGUAGUUGAUGCUGUUCGACCUGCAAUAUUUACUGGAAUGUCAGGAAAAGAUUUACAAUAUUCUAAAAUGUUAUUUAAUCAAAUAUUGCUUUGGACUUUUUUAAAUACUAUUAAUCCUUGUGUCCUUCUUUAUCAAACAAUAACAAUAAAUGAUACAAAAUCAUCUUUUCGGCUAACAGUUGAAACAUUUGUUAAUAAUAUGACUUAUAUGUUUAUUUAUCUGGAAUUUUCUUUAACAUUUUUUGUAUAUACUUUAUCAUCAUCAUUAUUCAGAUAUGAAUUCAAGCAACUAAUUCAAAAGAAAAUAUUACAUCGUUUUGUAUCAAAUGCGACUGUGAGCAAUAUCACAUAA